This is a messenger RNA of Cicer arietinum (chickpea), 2585 nucleotides long. RefSeq names its product formin-like protein 1. NCBI's taxonomy places the organism in Eukaryota, Viridiplantae, Streptophyta, Magnoliopsida, Fabales, Fabaceae. Gene Ontology annotation, biological process: actin nucleation; actin cytoskeleton organization. Gene Ontology annotation, molecular function: actin filament binding. The record is from RefSeq and is a predicted model, not a curated record.
GAUUCUUUUCAACCUUUUCACACUCUCUUCUUUCUCAUCUCCUUUUCCUCCUUAAUUCAUCACUCUACUCUCUCCCAUUCUAUCUCUCUCUCACUCACUCAACAAACCCAUUUCCACUUUUAGAAACACAAGAGAGAGAGAGAGAGAAAAACAAAAGAGACACACACACACAUCACAACAUCACAAUGUGCAACUUCAUCAUCUUGUUCUUCUACUCUUGCCUCUUCACACAAAUAACUUGUUCAUCAUCUCAACCAAGAAGAUUCCUUCACCAACCCUUUCUCCCUCAAAACACACUCCCACCUUCUCAACCUCCAAACCCAUCACCACCACUUUCUCUUUCACCAUCACCACCAAACCCAAACCCAAACCCAAACCCAAAAUACCCAUUUUCCAAUACUACCCCUAAUGCUACUAACACCCCCUUUUUCCCUUCAUACCCCUCAACUUCACCACCACCACCACCUUCACCUUCUUCCUACGCUACUUUCCCCGCUAACAUCUCUUCUCUUAUCUUCCCUCAAACCCCCAAACACAAAUCAUCUUCUUCCAAACUCCUCGCCGUCGCCAUUGCCUCCGUUAUCGCCGCCGUCGCCGUCGUCACUAUCUCCAUUUAUGUCUACUGUCACCGCCGCCGUAAAAAUUACCCCUCAGAUGAUAAAACACUCAGAUCCGACAGUAGCAUUCGUCUCUUUCCUCGCGAGGCCGGCGCCGGUGUCGCGACCAAAUCAAGAAACGUCUCUGCUACAAGCUCAGAGUUUCUUUACCUCGGUACCAUUGUAAACUCUCGCGGCGAUGAUUUACCUGAUCCUCGUGGUGUUGUUGGUGGUGGUUUGAAUCCUCGGAAAAUGGACUCGCCGGAGCUUCAACCAUUACCACCGCUUUUACGACAAGGUUUGAGGAUUCACGAUGAAACUACUCCGGCGGCUGAAGAUGACGAAGAAGAGUUUUAUUCACCAAGAGGGUCUUUAGGAAAUGGAUCAAGUUCUCGGAGAGUUUUCGCCGGUAUUUCAGCUGAGAAUUUCGUCGGUAGAAGUAGCACUGAAUCUACUACUUCUUCUUCUUAUUCAUCUUCUUCAGCUUCACCUGAUCGUUCUCACUCUAUUAGUCUCUCUCCUCCGGUUAGUAUAAGCCCCAGAAGAUCACAACUAAAAUCGCCGGAAAAUGUACUAACCCACCAUUCUCCGCCGUCACCACCACCGCCACCGACACAACCACUGCUCAGCAGCGACGGGGGAAGAAGCUCGUUGUCUUCAAGAGCUUCUUCUAACCGGAACUUACAGUCUUCUUCUUCAUUGUCUUCAACGCCGGAGAGAGUCUUUGCCGGAGAAUGUCAGUCACCGUCUUUAUCACCUCUCAACCUUUCACAUACAAAAAAUCCAGAUGGGUCUUUCGUUAAACUUGAAAAGACUCAGUCUUGCAAUUCAUCUCCGAAGAUUUCUUCAUCACCGAGAUUAUCAAAUGCUUCUAGCAGAAAAUCUUCAUCUUCUUCGUCAUCGGCGUUUACUUUGCCGUCACCGGAGAAAAUUACAAUGAUGCAACAGCAUCAUAACAAUCAUGGGUUGGAUCAGUCUCCAACUAUUUCAGAUGUUUCAGAUCGGUUUAGACAUUCUCCACUGUCAUCAUUACCACUUUCACCGACAUUACUUUCAUCGCCGGAGAGAGAGAUGAACACUACUCAACCACCACCUUCUCGGAAGCAUUGGGAGAUUCCAGACCUUUUAACACCAAUUGGUGAAACACCAACUGUUUUGAUUCAACAUGGUGUUGUUUCUCAAAGAAAACAUUGGGAAAUUCCUGUUCUUUCAACACCAAUUACACCUUCUAUUAGUGUUUCAGCAGCUCCUCCUCCUCCGCCACCACCACCACCACCACCACCGGUGCUGCCGCGACAAAGGAAACAAUGGGAAGUACCUUCUCCAACAACUCCUGUCGGUCAACCUGUGGUCUCUAGGCCGCCGGAAUUGAAGCCACCUUCAAGGCCUUUUGUGUUGCAAACUCCAUCUAAUGCAAUGGUUUCUCCUGUUGAAUUGCCACCGAGUUUCGAGGAGAACUCCGAAGAGGCAUUGAAACCUAAGUUGAAACCUUUGCAUUGGGAUAAAGUGAGGGCUAGUUCUGAUCGUGAAAUGGUUUGGGAUCAUUUGAGGUCCAGCUCUUUUAAGUUGAAUGAGGAAAUGAUUGAAACAUUGUUUGUGGUGAACACACCAAAUCCAAAACCAAAGGAUGCUACACCACGUUCAGUUCUUGCCCCUCAAAAUCAAGAGGAUAGAGUAUUGGAUCCUAAAAAGUCUCAAAACAUUGCUAUCUUGCUCCGAGCAGUUAAUGUUACUGUAGAGGAAGUGUGUGAAGCACUUUUAGAAGGUGUUACUGAUACACUUGGAACUGAACUACUUGAAAGCUUGUUAAAAAUGGCGCCGACCAAGGAAGAAGAGCGCAAAUUGAAGCAGCAUAAAGAUGACUCUCCAAACAAACUUGGUCCUGCUGAGAAAUUUUUGAAGGCAGUUCUUGAUGUACCUUUUGCAUUUAAAAGGGUGGAAGCUAUGCUUUACAUAGCCAAUUUUGAGUAUGAAGUGGAUUAUCUUAGG